UUAAAAUAAAAGUUAUAACUAGAGACUGGGGGUGGAGUUGUUGCAGAAGAGCCAUUUGGCCCUGAACUCACUCCCACAAACAACCUCAGGGAUGGACUUUGAAUUGUUAUUUCCAAAUGAGGUUAUUGGCCAACUACAGAGCUACUCCUGUCGGACUGGGGAGAUGAUGUUCCCUGUAGAACUUUGAGCUUGUGUCUUAUUCCCCUAGUAUGUAGACUAGCCCUUGGUUUCUUGUGAUAAGGGAGGAUAUUGUUGUGUAUAUUAAAGCCAUUACUUUGCUAAAUGUUUUGUUUAAAAUAUCACAAUUUUGAUAACCCUAUUUUGGCAUUUUUUCAUUAAAAAAAAAAUGUGUUAGAUGCCUCUGGGUGAAAUAAUGGAGUGGCCCAGGCCCAUUUCCACCCCCAGAGGCCCUAUAUGUCACUUGGGAUUGUGGCCCAGGAUGUCAGUUACCUGUACGUAAGGAGAGCCUGGCUCACCCUUUCACCACCUGCACUGUGGCCAUUUAUGGGGGUGGGUGAGUGGUGGUGGCAAAUUGUGGGUUUACAGAUGCAUCACUAAGGCAAGAGGUAGCAGCCCCCAUCCUGGAAUGGCCCCAGAUAUGUGGGACCCAGUGACAUCUUCCGUCCUACCUGCUCUGCCCUCUCAGCCCUGAUCAUCUUGCCUCAAUUGUGACCUCAUGUUAUUCUAGAAUGAGCUUCUUGCUGGGUCCUUUUACCUUCUGUACCCUGCUCUGUAAUGGUGUUGAGGGGUGCAAGUGGGGAUGGAAUACGCUGGACUGGCAGCAGGUGUGGGCCCUGGAUGGAGGGAGAUAAUGACGUCAGACGGCCAGGAAUGGAGGCCAGCCCAGACAAGAGGGCCCUUCAGCCAUGGCCAAUCUGAUCCAGCAGCUUCUGCUCCCUGGGGGCCACUGGAUGGUAAGGGAAAUAAACCAAAGACUAGAAGACAAGAAGGACUGAGUCAUAAGGUAGUUCCAGUUCCAGUUUUUUGAGAUACCUACAUACUGAUUUCCACAGUGGCUGCACCAAUCUGCAAUCCGAUGUCGGAGGGGUGAUAGAUUAGGGCAAGGGGGCUGUCACUUUGUGAAGGGGUGUAAAUGUCUAUUACAUUGUUUUGUACACCUGAAACUAAUAAUAAUAAAAAAGAAGGACUGAAUUGCAGAAUGGGUCACAGAGGGCAGAAGGGACUCAGAGUUGGGGAAGCUGCCCUUCCACUGACCAUGGGGACAGUGUCAGGGUAGGAGACAGAACCUGGGCCUUAGGCAAUGUCUGCCAGGCUAGACAUGAGGGAUGCUGUGGCCUCUCCCCACCCCACCCCCCACCACCUUCCUCACAAUGGGGUUCAUUGCUGAGGUGGGAGGGGCAUCCUAGGGAGGGUGCCAGGGGAGACCUGCCUGCCAGACACUUUCAGGGAGCCUGCCCUUUUAAGCAUGAAACAUACCAUCUGGGCUCCCUACUUCCAGUGUGCUCCUAGCUCUGCCUGCCUGGUGUAGGGUCCUGGAGACCUUCUUGGAGCUCAUCCAGCAACCAUCAUGCAAGGUGGUGCUGGGCACCGCCCUCUUACUCGGAGGUGGAGGCCUCAUGCUGUGGAUUCAGAGGAGGAAGAGAAGGAUGCCAGUCUGUGGGUCUCCACAAGAUAAGCAUGAGCCACAAGGAUGCCACAACGCACAAAAUGAGAGCUGGAUCAAAUCUCACUUUAGCCGCCUUUCCGAAGAGAAGCUGGCCACCUGCAGCACGGCUGCUCCCCAGCCUGAGAGUGGCAGCGGAGAGGCCAGCACAACAAUUCACAUGGAGACCUUUACCACGAGGCAAGGAGAAGCGGGCACAGCUCUUCACCGGGAGUCCUUCACCAGCAAGCAGAAGAUGUCUGGGUCCUCAGUGGAGAAAGAGACCCACAAGGAGUCUGGAAAGUCCUCCUCCACCAAUGAAGCUACGUGGGCCGCCGUGGCUGCUUGUACCAAAGAGAUUGACACCAAGGGGCGGCAACUGGCUAACUCCAUGUUGCAGCGUGCCACGGUUUACCAGAACUCGGGCCACUUAGAGUCCAAGGACAUCAACCAGGAGGAACUGAAGGCCCUUGAGGAGGUGGAGAUGAAGCUGAAAAGCAAUUUCCUCACCCAGCGGGAAACCACUGUAGCUGGUGUGAACCACACACACACCUUCUAUGGACAUAGUCACCAUAGCCACCAGGGUUAUCCAAGCCAGUCGAGCUACCAGAGCCACAGCCUGCCUAACCGCAGCCACCAGACCUAUCACCCCUUCAAAGCCACCUAACCAUGGAUGGAAACACCCCUUCCCCCGACAGGGCUGGCACACAAUCACAGGCCUGUUUUACCUCCUAUGGGACAGACUGUGUGGCCAAGGGUAAGAUGCUGCCGCCCCAAUCCCUUCUUCCUCAGGCCCUUACAGGGGUCCUGGGCCUCUUAGACCCCAUGAGUGAGGUCUGUCACAGAGGAUGGCCCCUAGCGGAGGGAGAGUUGGGAGGAAACAAAGCAGCUGAGACAGACUCACAGGCUCCUGUAUGUCCACCGAGAGCAGACAGACAAGGCAGAUCUCAGGAGCAGCUGAGAGCCCCACACUGACGCCACAGGCCUGGAACUGAGCCAAUAAAGCUUUGUACACCCUCACUCUGAGUCUGGGGGCUCUGUGGCCAGCCUCAGGGCUGCGCAGGGAUGGGGGAAAGGAGGGUUCCUUCUCCCACAGUUCUCUUGGUGUGGGCCUUGGCCUGGGGCCUUUUCACUGGGCUGACUCGAGAUGCCAUAAAAGGGCUUCCCCUGGUCUCAGGUCUGGGGAUGGGAUAUCUCCAGGGGGCUUCACAUCCACCAACCUGCUGUUGUCAGGUGUGGGGACAGA
This is a messenger RNA of Rhinolophus ferrumequinum (greater horseshoe bat), 2849 nucleotides long. It is a transcript of the gene C16H10orf62, whose product is annotated as chromosome 16 C10orf62 homolog. The record is from RefSeq and is a predicted model, not a curated record. The transcript has a single exon. Bases 1578 to 2270 code for a protein of 230 amino acids. NCBI's taxonomy places the organism in Eukaryota, Metazoa, Chordata, Mammalia, Chiroptera, Rhinolophidae.